Molecule: messenger RNA, 1943 nt
Organism: Fimicolochytrium jonesii
Lineage: Eukaryota; Fungi; Chytridiomycota; Chytridiomycetes; Spizellomycetales; Powellomycetaceae
Exons: 5
Coding region: 75-1871 (598 amino acids)
Source: RefSeq, a predicted model, not a curated record
GUUUUUUUCCGUUUUGCUGCAUCAAUCUCAUUGCACUCCCGUCUGUCGCUACAGCUCGGGAAUCUAUCCAAAUCAUGAUACCAGCACUUUACAAGUCCGGGAUUUUGUCGUUGGCUUUGGCUAUCCUUGCAGAUACCGCCCAAGCAGCACCAUACAUCCACCGCCGCGCCGCACUAACCACCACCACCCGCCCCCUCCGUCCCUCCCCCGGCAACCGCACUCACUACAGCACAGGCCAACCCCGCCUCGGCUCCUCAACCGCCGACCCAACCUUCCUCACCACCGCCUCCGGGCCCGUCACGAUCCUCACCCCCCACGAGCGAGCCACGGCCGUGCACGCCACCCAGCUCAAAGAAGCCAACGCGGCAUGGGGCGCCUCGCAGAAUCUGAGUAUUACGUGGAAGCAGUUCCCGGAGGGGAGUGAUUAUGCGGCGGAUUAUGUGAACCAGGUGCUGCAGGCGUGUAGGACUGGACAAAGUUCGUUUGAUGUGGUGUGGGUGGAGAGCGCGUAUGUUGGGGCGCUGAGCGAGUGUUUGGAGGAUGUGUGGGCGUGGGAUGAGGCGGCGGCGGGGGGGCACGCGGAGGUGGUUGCGAGAGGAGGGGUUGUGGCUGAGCGGUUGGUGGCACUACCCGCGGAGCUAUCCUUUGGAAUCCUUCUAUACAACAGCGACCUGCUUGAGCGCUAUGGUUACGGGUACCCGCCGGACACUCUCAACGAAUUCGAAGAAAUGGCCACGGCUGUGUUGAUGGGCGAACGGAUGCUGGAGAAUUACAAGAUGGCCGGGUGGACUGGACCGUUAAGUUCCUCGGAAGACCUGACCUCCACCGUCGCCGAAUGGAUCCAAUCCAUCGGCUCCAGUAUCAUCGACGACAACGGUUCCGUGACCGUCGGUACAACACAAGUUGCCAAUCUCCUCGCCCGUCUAACCCGCUGGCUCGAAUCCGGCAUCAUCGACCCUUCAGACGUAGGCCAAUCCACCCUCACCUCCUCCCUCAAUCGCUUCCUCGCGGGACAGGCGCUGUUCGCGCGUACCACCACCGCCCACGUCCCCGGCAUCAUCUCCUCGGCGUCCUCCGCCGGUUUCGACUGGGGAAUCGCGCCCGUACCCUCCGAUCUCGAGAGCGGGCUCGGAGUCGGCACAGCAGAGGGGUGGUUGGUGGGCACGUACCGACACUCCCAAAACAAGGCGGGGGCGAUGAAGGUGGUGGAGUACCUAACCUCGCAGGAAUACCAGAAGGCCAAGAUCCUGGAUCUGGGCGCCGCGAUGGUCGGGACGUAUCCGUCCUUUUUGCUGGACCGGUCGAUCUGCCAGGCGUACGGAACCGUGCGCUCCACGUCGCUGUGUAUGGUGUACUCACAGGUUUCGGUGAAUCGAAGGCCCGUGUCGCAGGCGGGCGCCCGGUAUGCCAAUGUGACUGCGGCGGUGCAGGCGACGGUGUUGGAGGUGAUGACGGGUGCGACGGCGAUUGUGCCGGCGUUGAAGGCGUUGGAUGCGAGGUUGCGGGUGAUUAUGGGGCAGCCCGCGGUGGAGCUCUCGUUGGAGAUUGAUGAUAGUAUUGUUGUGAGGCCUGGGAAGAAGUCCUUGGAUCAGCUGGGGACUCAGCUGGCGGGCUUGUGCGUUGUUCUGGCUGUGACGGCGGUGGUGGUUGUUGGCUUGAGGAGGACGCAACGGAGGGAAAUUGAGAAGCAGUUGAUGGCGGGGAAUCCCGGCCAGAAUCCACCUCAAGGACAAGCGGGUCCGUCGAGCCCAGGCACUGGGGAUGGGCAGCCGGAGAUGAGGGAAGCUGGAUCAAGCUCAUCAAAGCAAGAUAAGGGCAAGGGAGCAGAAUACGAGGCGCUGAUCGACAAGUCAGAAAAGAUCGAGAUCUGAGGGAAAGGGAGGCCAAGUAAUAGGGAAUUCUAGUAGCGAUUUUGUUAUGAAUGAUAGCGUAAAACAUCUUUC